AGUUAUCUUUCCAUAGGAGUGCCUUAUCCCCAGAGGCAAUACCUAGUCUUGUCUUGAUAGUCUCUACACAAGUGACAUUAGGAUAAUGUCGUAUAUCAUUCGUGAUGCCCCGGUAGGGCAAUUUAUCCGGCUUAUUACUGGGCAUCGUGUACUGCAAUAUCCCGAAGAGAAACCCGAUUUUGAGCUCCCAGAAACCUGGGCACAGAUAUUGAAGUCAGACUCCAGCGGCUCUACUUCAGAAGAUCGACUAGAUCCUCUAAGCUCGGGCUCUUCCGCUUCUACAUCAAUAAUUCACGGCCCUAAUGACGAAGAGAGUCAGACGGAAAAGGGAGAUGCGAUAGACUCCGCGCCGUACGACGCCAUCCUUACCAGGACCAGGAGCCGAACCGAGACUCUUCCAAGUACUGAAGCACGAUAUGAAAUUGAUCAUCUGCACAAGCUUGAAAAGACAAGAUCGAUACCUAUCGUCCCUAGAAAAACGAAAGAUGGGGCAAUUCUUGUCGACUGGUACUACACUGAUGAUCCGGAUAACCCUCAAAAUUGGUCGAACUUACGGCGGGCUAUGGUAGCUUUUAUAAUAUGCCUGUACACGUUCGUCGUGUACACAUCGAGUGCCAUAUACACCACCUCGUCCGAGGGCGUGAUGCAAGAAUUUGGUGUCAACGCAACCGAAGCCUCUCUAGGAUUGGCUCUAUUCGUCCUAGGAUACGGACUUGGCCCGUUAUUAUUCUCACCCCUGAGUGAAUUACCUAGCGUUGGUCGAAACCCAGUUUACAUUAUAACGAUGUUUCUAUUCGUCAUCGUAUCUAUUCCAACCGCACUGGUGACCAACUAUCCAGGGUUGAUGGUGCUCCGAUUCCUCCAAGGCUUCUUCGGCUCGCCGUGCCUAGCGAACGGCGCCGCUUCACUCGGUGACAUGUACAGCGAAAUGUCCCUGCCCUACGCGCUUAUUGCAUGGGUCAGUGCCGCGUACUGCGGACCUGCCCUCGGCCCCCUACUAUCUGGGUUUUCUGUCCCCAUCAUGGGCUGGCGCUGGUCGCUCCUUGAAAUCAUCUGGGCCGCGUCUCCCGUCUUCCUAGCUAUGUUCGCCUUUCUACCUGAAACAUCGACCCCGAACCUACUCCUUCGCCGGGCCCAACGCCUACGCAAGCUCACUGGUGACGAGCGGUUUAUGUCACAGUCGGAGAUGGACCAGCGCAAUCUGGACAAGCGAGCCGUAAUCGUCGACGCGCUCAUCAAACCCCUUGAGAUCACGCUCAAGGACCCGGCCAUAUUGUUCGUGCAAGCCUACACUGCGAUUAUCUACGGCAUCUACUACUCCUUCUUCGAGGUCUUUCCCCUCGUAUAUCCCGUCUACUACGGCAUGGAUUAUGGCCAAGUUGGUCUCGUCUUCCUAUGUAUUCUCGUCGCGUGUCUCAUCGGUGUCGCCGCAUACGCCUCAUACGUAUACUUCUACAUGAACCCGCGUAUUGCACGGCAGGGUUUUCCGAUUCACGAGAAUAGACUCAUCCCGGCCCUAGGCGUCGCCUUCGGACCCACGAUCGGACUCUUCAUCUUCGCGUGGACGGCUCGCCCCGACGUCCCGUGGAUCGCGCCUACGAUAGGCAUUACCGUGUACGGUGCCUCUGUGUUCGUGGUCAUGCAGUGCAUUUUCGUCUACGUGCCCCUGAGCUACCCCCGGUACGCCGCUAGUCUGUUCGCAGGCAACGACUUCUUCCGCUCCGCCCUCGCGUUCGCGAGCAUACUGUUCGCGCGCCCGCUGUUCGGGAACUUGGGCGUGGCGAGAGGCACUACCUUACUCGGAGGCUUGAGCACCAUCGGGAUCGUGGGUAUUUGGGUGCUGUAUUUCUUCGGUGGAAGGCUCAGGAGCUUGAGUAAAUUUGCGGUUUCGGCGGAUUAGUAAAGGGGGCAUGGUAAUAGAGAGGGAGAUAUAUGUUUUAUGGUCAUGACUUAAUAGAUGACGGUCUUAAGGUGGUAGCGAUAUGCAAGGGAGUUGGGCGUAUAGAGUUCACUGAACUCGUUAGAUGCCUCUUUCAAAGAAAUAUAUUUUCUGUUUCUUAUGGUACAUGAUAAAUAAUGAGAUAUGUGGGAGUUCUCUUCACUUUAUAAGUCCUGAGGUUCAACUUCUAAAAUUACGAGAUACAUUUGAUUGCAAUUUGAACUUAUACCCUUA
This is a messenger RNA of Annulohypoxylon truncatum, 2173 nucleotides long. Its product is annotated as major facilitator superfamily transporter. Gene Ontology annotation, molecular function: fluconazole transmembrane transporter activity. Bases 86 to 1900 code for a protein of 604 amino acids. Lineage: Eukaryota; Fungi; Ascomycota; Sordariomycetes; Xylariales; Hypoxylaceae. Gene Ontology annotation, biological process: xenobiotic detoxification by transmembrane export across the plasma membrane. The record is from RefSeq and is a predicted model, not a curated record. The transcript has a single exon.